This is a messenger RNA of Medioppia subpectinata, 852 nucleotides long. Lineage: Eukaryota; Metazoa; Arthropoda; Arachnida; Sarcoptiformes; Oppiidae. The record is from the annotation of a GenBank genome assembly.
AUGUCUAUUAAAUAUUCAAAAUCAAUGGAUUUUACGCAUAAAGUAAAUGCAUUGGUUUCUGACUUAACUACACAACUGAUAGCAAAAGAAGAUUAUACGCAAAACAUAUUGAAAAUACACGAAAAUACUUACGAUGAAAGCCUUUGCCGAGAUUUUUGCGAUAUGUUUAUCGCAGCUAAACGUAAGGCAGAGACCGAGUGCCUGCCGGGCGUCCAGUGGCUAACAGAUGUUAACGUAUCAGCCACGUUAGUUGACUUGUUUAUAGCGGGUAUCGAGACAUCAUUCACAACAAUCCAAUGGUUGCUAUUAUUUAUGGCCUACUUUGAGGACUGGCAGCAAAAGCUUAGGGUAGAGAUCGAUGAGGUGUUGGGCGAUAGAGUGGCCACAAUGCAAGACAGACCGCUUAUGCAUUGCGUGCAGGCAUUUCUCGCAGAGUCUCUACGCUAUCGCACCGCCGCCCCAAUCGGCUCUCCGAGGAACACACUUUUGGACACUACUAUCGCUGGUCAUCCAAUAGCCAGCCAAACAAUGGUUGUGCAGCACACAUACAAUAUGUCUAUGAAUGAGAAAUACUGGCCGCGAAGUAGUGAUUUUGAUCCGGGUCGUUUUCUGGAUAAACAUGUACGCCCGCCGGCAUUCAUACCCUUUGGCACCGGACGUCGUGUAUGUAUCGGAGAAUCGCUGGCAUUGAAUAUAAUGUUUAUAUUUGUGGUCCGAUUCCUGCAAUUAACACGCGAUCACCCGAUAAGACUGACCCACAAAUACCGUACGGAUCAUACAUUAGAGCCGUUGGUCAACCAAAACAUUUUUUUCUUAGUGCCGACGGACUAUGAAAUUGUAUUUGAAAAAUAG